AUGGAAAUUUGUAGAAGAGGUAGUGCCUGUUCGCCCUCUUCUUUCCUUUUCCUCAUCCUCUUCCUCCUCUUCAUUUCGUCCUCUUUCCCAUCUCUCACUCUGUCCGCCUCCUUCCGCUGCCACCCAGAUGAUAAAAACGCCCUACUAAACAUCAAGAAAUCCAUAGACAUCCCCAAAGAUUCUUACGUCCCCUGGGAUCCCAACACUGACUGCUGCGAGUGGGAGGACGUCACCUGCGACCCCAACACCAACCGCGUCACUGGUCUGGAGUUUCGUAUGAUCACCGUCUUCGGCCAAAUCCCAGCUAGCAUCAGCAACCUUCCUUACCUUGAAACCUUUGUCUUGGCCCUUUUGAAGAACGACAAACUUCCCGGUUGCAUCCCCGACUCCUUCGCCAAGCUCCACAACCUCAAGAGACUGGAGAUCAGUUGGAGCCCUCUCUCCUGCCGCACCCCCGAAUUCCUUGGCCAGCUUAAAAACCUGGAGUACCUCGACCUCUCCCAUAACAAACUCCACGGUCCAAUUCCGUCAUCACUCGCGAAUCUCAGCAAGUUAGUACAUCUUCGGCUCAACGACAACAAACUCACCGGCAGGAUUCCCAACUCACUAAGUGCGUUAAACGUCGAACUGAUCGAUUUGUCCUUCAACAAGCUUACAGGAGACGCGUCGAUGUUUCUGAGAGCCGACGGAAAAGUAAAGGAUAUCCUUUUGACGGGGAAUCGACUGGACUUUGAUAUGUCCAUGGUGGGGUUUCCAAAGAACCUGAAGGCGCUGCAUAUUGGGGGAAACAGGAUUCGAGGAAGAAUUCCGGAGCAAGUGACGGAGUUGAAACGACUGGAAGCGUUUGAUGUGAGCUUCAAUCGUUUGUGCGGAAGGAUUCCUGUGGGUGGGAAUAUGCAGAAGCUUAUUGCGAGCUAUUUUUAUCAUAAUCGGUGUCUGUGUGGUCUGCCACUCCCCAACAAGUGCAAGUCGUAA
Molecule: messenger RNA, 975 nt
Organism: Nelumbo nucifera (sacred lotus)
Lineage: Eukaryota; Viridiplantae; Streptophyta; Magnoliopsida; Proteales; Nelumbonaceae
Product: polygalacturonase inhibitor-like
Molecular function (GO): protein binding
Source: RefSeq, a predicted model, not a curated record